This is a messenger RNA of Mesocestoides corti, 1017 nucleotides long. NCBI's taxonomy places the organism in Eukaryota, Metazoa, Platyhelminthes, Cestoda, Cyclophyllidea, Mesocestoididae. The record is from the annotation of a GenBank genome assembly.
AUGCCUGUCAUGCCUAUUUUCAACAAGCACAAGCAACCUCGAGAACACAUUGCGGUAAUUUAUGACAAUUUGGUGGUACUUGAUAAUGCCACUAAAAACGAAAAGGAUAGGCGGAAAGCUGUUGAAGAAAUCGCGAGGGCUUUAAAUGCUUUAAAGGAAACCCUAACUGAUCGGUCCGAUGCCCGUGUCGAAAUAGUGUCAGACGUAACCCAGGAAAUUAUCAAUCGGGAUAUGUUUCCUCUUAUUCUCGCUCAUCUAGAUGCAAUAGAAUUUGAGAGUUGCAAACAAAUAGUGGAACUUUUUGGUCACAUACUCCGCAAACCUGCCCGUCCUUUCAACCCAAUGGUGCAAUAUCUCUGUGAACGCCCUGAAUUGUUGGCAACUCUUCUUCAGGGAUAUAACACACCUGAAACUGCCAUUCAUUUUGGUGCCAUAUUACGGGAUGCUUGUCGGAACGAUAACAUCACCAAGUUGGUACUCGGCUCACCUGGCUUCUAUGACCUAUUUGGUCAUGUACAAGGCACGGCAUUCGAUAUUAGCUCUGAUGCUUUCGCCACGCUCAGGGAUCUGUUAACACGACACAAGCCGGAAGUUGCCGACUUUCUUGUACACAAUUAUGACGUCUUCUUCAAGCACUAUCUCACCAUGCUUACCUCUGAUAACUAUGUCACUAAACGCCAAGCCCUCAAGCUUCUUGGCGAGCUCCUACUGGAUCGUCACAACAGCGAGAUAAUGAACCGGUACAUUGCCGAUCCCGAGAACCUCAAACUUAUGAUGAAUUUGCUCAAGAGUAAAGAGAAGCAGAUUGCUUUUGAGACCUUCCACUGUUUCAAGGUAUUUGUUGCAAGUCCAACGAAAUCGCGGCCCGUGCACAUGAUUCUUUACCAGAACCAGGACAAGCUUAUAUCCUUCUUGCAAAGUUUCCAGACCGAUAGGUCCGACGAUACACAGUUCAACGACGAGAAGCAAUAUCUGAUUAAGCAAAUUCGCGAACUUAGGCCACUCGCACCUCUGUGA